AUGAAUAGUGAUAAAUUCAAGGUUUUAAAAUUUGGUCAUAUAAACUGCAGAUCAGUUUUAUCAGGAUUUCAUGAAUUUAGUACACUGGUUCAAAACAACAACCUUGAUAUUGUUGGAAUAUCGGAAACGUGGCUAUCAAAAGAUAUAUCUAAUGACCAUAUAAGUAUGAAUGGAUACAACUGCUAUCGCUGUGAUAGAGAUGGGCGAGGUGGUGGGGUUGCAGUCUUUGUAAACAACCACUACAACUCUUCCAUAAUUUCAUUUGGGCAAGGCCCAAGUCUUGAAUAUAUAUGGCUGAAGGUGCAGCUUCCAAAACAAAAAAUUGCUAUUGGUAUAUUCUAUCGGCCCCCACAUAGCUCUGUUACAGAAGCCGGUAAUACCUUUGAUAACAUGUUGCCUGCCAUAUUAGCUGAAUAUGAUGAUAUCAUCCUUUCAGGGGAUAUCAAUGUUAAUUUGCUUUUAGUUUGUAACAGCUUGACUAAAUGCCUUGAUUCUUAUAAUCUGAAACAGGUGAUAUCUGAACCGACUAGAAUAACUGAAUCGACACUCACUCUCUUAGAUCCUAUUUAUUUGAGCAAGCCUGAAAGUUGUCUUAGGAGUGGCACUAUUAAUGCUGAUAUGAUUACUGAUCACUAUUUAACCUUCUGUGAUAUACGUAUUGCACUUCCUAAAAAUCAACAGAAAUUUGUGACAUUCAGGGAUUUCCAUAGUUUAAAUGAAAUAGCGUAA
Molecule: messenger RNA, 729 nt
Organism: Acanthoscelides obtectus
Lineage: Eukaryota; Metazoa; Arthropoda; Insecta; Coleoptera; Chrysomelidae
Source: the annotation of a GenBank genome assembly